This is a messenger RNA of Naegleria lovaniensis, 1560 nucleotides long. RefSeq lists its product as uncharacterized. Gene Ontology annotation, molecular function: protein binding. The record is from RefSeq and is a predicted model, not a curated record. The transcript has a single exon. Lineage: Eukaryota; Heterolobosea; Eutetramitea; Acrasida; Naegleriidae. The coding region runs from base 1 to 1560 and encodes 519 amino acids.
AUGACCCAUAAACCUCGAGCUCGUAGAAAACACGUGUUAGAACAACCACAAUGUUUUGAUCCAAACAUCUACCUCCAUGAAAGCAUGACCAUAACGACCACCAACACAACCACUCACAUUACUUCUCUCCCCAAUGAACUACUCUUUGAAAUCUUUCAAUUCGGAGGUAUCAGUCCGUUUCAUUUGGUUCAAUACUCUCAUGUUUGUAAACAAUGGGCUCAUGUCUUGAAUGAGGAGCCUUCUUGUUGGUAUGUUUGGUUCCAAGUCUCUCCUGCUUUUCUGAUCCAACAACAUUUGAAUCCCAUGAUUCGGAAAAAGAAGAUUGGCCUAAUUCAAUCAUCCUCACACAAUCCACAAAUUUGUUCAUCAUCAUCAUCAUGGAAUCAUGGAUUGGGGUUUCUUCUAUGUAAAUAUUUUGACCAUACCUCUCCAUUGCAUGUUUCGAGAGGACGAUCCAGCUAUUCGUUGGCGUAUCAGUGUUCGGAAAAGUCCUUCACGCAGAAACAACAACAGACGGCUUUAAUGAUGACGGAUAAGGUACACACAGCAGAUUCCAUCCAAUCUCCUCAUCAAGGUGCAUAUAAUCUUGUGAAGUUAAUGAAACGACCCAUUCUCGUUUGUAAACAACAAUUUAUGGACUAUUUACAAUAUUCAAAAAAGCAACAAGAAAAUAUUCGAAGAAACCAGUUGAUUAAGCAGUAUUUGACUCAAAAGAAAUUCCAAUUUUACCAAUAUUCCACACACCUCUAUAUGGCGGUGAUAGUUUUGAUUGUACUAGCUCUGAAUAUUGGAAUUGGAUGGUACGGAAGCAUACCCUCUGAGGAUCAGUACUUGGAGAGUGGUUUAUGGUGGAUGCCGUAUUUCUUGUCAACUCCUUUUAUGUUGAUUGGUGUUGCCAUGAUGAAUGUGUUUAUUGAAAUGGUGGAUUCAAAAAUUAAUGGAAGGGGAGCGCCUGAACUGUUGCUUGCACUACUGCUACUGUUAUGGAUUUCAUCCUCAUGGAUUGGAUUUAGAAACAUGUUAUACCUUUCCUUUUCCAAAGAUGAAAUCUCAGUACCGAAAUGGCAAUUUCUUUUUCCCACUCGUAUUUUCAUUCAAUUAAUGCCCAUUCAUGUCAUUGCAGCUUUUUUACUGGUGGUCAUCUCAUGUUUCGACUCAUAUUCAGACACUGACCCCAUCAUGCAGCGGAGUAGUAUAGCUUAUUGCAGUAGUGUGGCCAUGUACGCUUUUUUAGGUUUCACGAACAAGGUGAUGAUUGUCUUGCCGUUGGUGCUUGACGGAGUUUACGAAUCCAUUGCAUUUAUGAUAUGGAAUGCUUGGCCAUUACGAAAGUAUGAACCGCAGAGAUUUCAAUCGAAUUUAUUUGCAAGUUUUAUCCCAAUUUCAAUGGCUGCUUCACUUGUCAUGAUUGCACUUGAAUAUUACUCGUUUGUGACCACUCUACCGUUGACUCUAUCAACGCUGCUGUUUGUUGGUCACGAGCUUGGGUGGUUUCCAGAGUGCACCGUUCAGCCUAUUCCGGUGAGUAAAAAGAAGAAGAGGAAGAAACAAAAGAAGUGA